GCUUUCAAAUGAAGUUACAAGUCCAGAGACUAAGUAUUAUAAAGCUGUUGCUAUCCCAAAGCUUGAGCUUGCACUCAAGAAAUUUAUAUUAAUAUAUCAGAAUCAUACUAGUCUAAGUGAUGCUAUGAUAGUUGAAAAGGCCAAAUUGUUAGCAGAGAAACUUGGUGUUUCUAAAGGCAAGUUGUAUUUUUCAGCCAGAUGGAUAUUAGAGCAAGGCUGGGAAGAAGUUUUAGCUGAUACUAUAAGCAAUUGCUGGAAUCAUACUCAAAUUCUUCCACCUAGUGCAAGUUAUUUGGAUAAUCUUCAUGAAACUAAUGAUUUAGAGCUUAGAGAUCUUAUUAGUUUACUUGAUAUGCUUUGUCUUCCCAAUGCAAUGGAGGUUAAUGAAUUUCUUAAUAUUAACGGUAAAGAAGUU
This is a messenger RNA of Dentiscutata heterogama, 415 nucleotides long. The record is from the annotation of a GenBank genome assembly. Lineage: Eukaryota; Fungi; Glomeromycota; Glomeromycetes; Diversisporales; Gigasporaceae.